AAAAUAAAAUUGUAUUUCUAGAAUAAUUAUAUUUAAGCAUUCUAUAAAUACCUCUAGGAUCAACCUAAGGAGGUAGAUUAUUUUCCAUCAUUAUUCUCUCUACAUUGUAAACUCUCUCUAUCAAUAAAGAUCUUGGUUCCACACCACCUACUCUAUUUUUACUGUUAACAUUUGGCGCCCACCGUGGGGCCGAGUUCUUUUUGAUCCACGAAUACCGCAUGGAAAAUCCAAAAAAUUCAUCGCCUCCUAGCAGAAGCACCCCAGGUUCCAGAAGCAAAGCCAGAAUGAGCAACUCCUCUUCAUCAAGCACGAAUCCAAGAGAUAUUGUCAACAGAACCAAACCAUCAGACUCAACAGUAGCAUCACAAAUACAGAAACUUACACAAGGCAUGGAAGAAACAAGGCAAAGUUUAAAAGCAAUCGAACGGGCCAUAGCAUCUAUGACAAAAGCUACUAAUACCUCGUCACAAGAAGCUAAGCGAGAACGUUUAUCACGAAGUGACGCCAGGACACUUGAAGGAAAGGAGCAAGAUUCAGCACAAGGAAACAGCAAUCAAGAUGAAAGCUACGUACCUUCAAGAUCAACAGAGUGGACAGUUGACACGAGCUUACAACCAUCCUCAGCUUUCACUCAGUACAAUUUUCGAACAGGGCCACAAAAGACAGAAACGCAGAUUCAUGAUGACGGCGUUUACAAAGAAAUUGAGGUGCUGCGACAACAUCUAGCAAAAAUAGAAGCUGGCAGGCAGAAAUAUGCAGAACUAGUACACACAGCUUCAGUAGAAAAAGCCUUUAUAGAUGACAUCAUCAGGGAACCUGUGCCGUCAAACUUCAAAACUCCGCAGCUAGCUGAGUACGAUGGAACCCAGGACCCAGUGGAGCACGUGCAAGGAUAUAGAAUGGCAAUGAUGGUAUAUGGAGCCUCAAAUGCUCUAUUAUGCAAGCAAUUCCCAGCAACUUUCAGGAAAGCUGCGCAGGCUUGGUUCGCAACAUUACCAGAAAAAUCCAUUCAGACCUUUGAUCAAUUUGCGAAUAUGUUCAUCAAUCAUUUCACGGCCAGCAAAGCUCCUCGAAAGACCAACCAUCAUCUCUUAACAAUUAAACAAAAAACAGGAGAGUCGUUAAGAGCCUACAUAGCAAGAUUUCACAACAAAGCUGUGCAAGUAGAAAGAUUGGACCAAAGUGUGGCAAUGCAUGCUCUAAUGGACGGACUUAAAGACUCAAGUUUCUAUAGAUCUCUAAACAAGCGGGAGCCCACCAGCCUUAAUGAUCUCAUGAGAAGGGCGGAAGGAUACAUCAGAGCAGAAGAAAGGGCAGCGGAAUGCAGACAACUGAAAAUAGAAAUCGAGAGGUUAAUAAGACGAGGAGCACUCCGGCAAUUCGUAAAAACAAACGACGGCAGCAGAAAUAGGAAAGAUCAGCACAAAAAGCCUGGAGAAAAAGAGAAAGAAGAAGAACAGCCACUAGAAGUUGUGGGGACCAUUAACAUCGUAAGCUUACCAUCUGAAGUAUGCAGCAAGGAAAAAACCCCCCAAGUAACACUGGAAGCAAAGAAUUCUUUAAGAAAAAGUGAGGUAAUCAGCUUCACAGAAAAAGACAUGCAACAAAGGGAAGUAUAUCCUCAUGAACCCUUGAUGAUACAAGUAAUAGUUGAAGAUAGAAACCUCCGGCAAGGAAAAAUAUUAAAAAGAAUAUUAGUAGACACAGGAAGUUGCAGAGACAUACUUACGCAUGAAGUUUUCAAAAAGCUGGGAUUCUCAGCACAACUUAUGAGACCCUGUGAAAUCCCGUUAGUAGGAUUGUCUGGAAAAGAGGUGCCAGUAGUGGGGAUCAUCACGAUACCUAUCCAUGUUGGCGAUACCGCUCAGAAAGCUGUGGUAACUUUGGACUUUUUUGUCGUAGACAUACCAUGCUCUUUUAACGCAAUCUUAGGAAGACCAGGAUUGAAUGCAUUACAAGCAAUAAUCUCUACAAGCCACAUGAUGAUCAAAUUUCCUACGCCAAAAGGUAUUGGAGUAGCAAGAGGAAGGUCCGCAGAAAUUCAGGAAACUGUCACAGCACAAGUAUCUAAACAAUCAGAAACUCGGAAACUGCGGCCUAAGUCCAGAGCCUGGGAUUUAAUCGCAACAGGGGAUAUCGGGAGAAGAAGAGCAUUGACAGUAGAUACAAUGGAUGCACGAGAAGGUAUAAACGAACAACGAGCAGAGCCCAUUGAUCGCACUAAAUCUGUGGCACUCACCUCAAAAAAUCCAGACAAAACAACGAAUGUGGGAGCAGACAUGGACCCAGAAUUUACCGCGAAACUAGAGGAAUGUUUAAGAAGGAAUGAAGGUAUAUUUGCGGGAAGUGCAGCUGACAUGCCUGGAAUAGAUCCUAAGGUCGCAUGCCAUAGGCUCGGGGUACUCCCAGAAGCUGUGCCAAUCAGACAAAAGAUGAGACAAUUCGGAGCUGAAAGGACCGCAGCUAUAAAGGAAGAAAUAGAGAAAUUAAAAGAGGCAGGAUUUAUAAAAGAAAUAAACUUCUGUGAGUGGCUAUCCAACGUUGUCAUGGUAAAAAAGCCAAAUGGAAAAUGGCGCAUGUGCAUUGAUUUCACUGACCUUAAUAAGGUGUGCCCCAAAGACAACUAUGCGUUACCAGACAUAGAUGAGUUAGUGGACAAUUCCUCUGGAUAUGAAGUACUCAGCUUUUGUGACGCUUAUUCCGGAUACAACCAAAUCCCACUGGCAGAAGAGGAUCAAGACAAAACAGCUUUCAUUGCGGCAGGAGAAACAUACUGUUACAUAGUGAUGCCAUUUGGCCUAAAAAACGCAGGUGCAACAUACCAGCGUUUCGCAAACAAAAUCUUCGUGUUGCUGAAAGGAAAGUGCGUAGAGGUAUAUGUCGAUGACCUGAUAAUAAAAAGCAGAAGUCUAGAUCAGCAUCUUGAAGACUUAGAGCAAGUUUUCAGCAUACUACACGAAUAUGGCAUGAAGUUAAACCCUCUAAAAUGUACGUUUGGGGUAAGGGCUGGAAAAUUUUUAGGCUUCAUGCUGACUAACAGAGGAAUUGAAGCAAAUCCGGAAAAGGUGCGUGCAAUAAUAGAAAUGAGACCCCCAGCUUCAAUAAAAGAGGUGCAGCACCUUAUGGGGAAAAUUGUGGCAUUGGGAAGAUUUCUAUCAAAGUCUGCAGAAAGGUGCUUACCCAUCUUUAAAAUCCUGCGAGGGAAGAAAAACUUUGAAUGGACACGAGACUGCCAGAAAGCUUUUGAACAAUUAAAAGCAUACCUGGCAUCUCCACCCUUGAUUAGCAAGCCUAGCCCCGGAGAGACAUUAUUCCUAUACAUAGCAGCAACAAUAGAAGCAGUUAGCGCAGCUUUAAUUAGGAAAGAACAAAAAAGGCAAAGACCUGUGUACUUCGUAAGCAAAGUACUGCAAGAACCAGAAAAAAGGUACGCACCUUUGGAGAAACUAGCAUAUGCAGUAAUCAUAGCAGCCAGAAGACUGAGAUAUUACUUUCUGGGGCACAAGAUUACAGUCCUCACCAAUUAUCCAUUGAGACAUGUAUUGCACAAACCAGACUUAGCAAGAAGGCUGGUGAAAUGGAGCAUUGAGCUUACAAAAUUUGAUGUGGAAUUCCAGCCACGAAAAGCUACAAAAGCUCAGAUUUUGGCAGACUUCAUAGUAGAACUGAGUAAGGAAGAAAAAGCUGCACUUGACACACCUUUACCAACACCCCCAGCAAAACGACAAUCAUCAGAAAUAGAAGAAGAGCAAGCAAGGGUAAUUCCACCAGGUCUUUGCUGGAUCCUCCAUGUGGAUGGAUCAUCAAGUGAGAAUGGGAGUGGCGCAGGAAUCAUACUGACAUCACCAGAAGGAGAAACCUUUGAAUAUGCACUGAAGUUUACAUUUGAGGCAUCCAACAAUAGAGCAGAGUACGAAGCUCUGCUGGGAGGACUUCGAUUAGCAAGUUCAGGAGUCACAGAAUCUGGAAAAGAGAUAUACGUUGAGGAACUGAGCUCCCCCUCAAUAUCUGAAGAAGAAAUCUUGGAAAUAGAAGAAGAAGAAGUAACCUGGAUGAAUCCAAUCAGAAGAUACCUCUCUAAUGGAGAUUUACCUGAAGACAAGAAAGAAGCACAGAAAUUGAAAAGGAAAGCAGUGUGCUCCAUGGCCUUUCGCAAAAUGGGGAAUGGACAUCCUUGGGCCCUUCCCAGAAGCAAAAGGAAAAAGAAGUACCUUAUAGUUGCAAUAGACUACUUCACGAAAUGGGUGGAAGUCGAGGCAGUGGCCAGAAUAACAGAACAGAAAAUAGAAGAGUUUGUAAAGAUAUGCAUCAUAUGCAGGUUUGGAACACCAAAAAUCCUGCUAGAAAACGAAGGAAAAACACCAGAACAAAUUGAGCAGAGAUUUGCUUCAGUAGCUUACCCAGAAUCAAACGGACAAGCAGAAGCUGCCAACAGAAUCAUAUUGGAUAGCCUGAGAAAGAAGGUAGGAAAGGCAAAGGGCGCAUGGACAGAAGAACUACCGUACACAUUGUGGGCCUACAGAACCACAUACCGCACAUCCACCGGUGAGACCCCAUUCAAUUUAACAUACGGAACAGAAGCAGUGAUUCCAGUAGAAACCAGAAUUUCAACGCAUAGAACCAGCCAUUACAACGAACACAAAAACAGAGAGACCUUGAGAGCCAACCUGGAUUUACUAGAAGAAGUUAGGGACUUAUCGCAAAUACGAAUGGCAAGUUACCAUAGAAAAGCAGAAAAAUACUACAACCGCAAGGUAAAACCCAAAAACCUAUGCAAAGGAGAUUGGGUACUAAGAAAAGCAGAGGUCUCAGAAAGAAAUCCCCGAGAAGGAAAGCUACGCUCAAGCUGGGAAGGACCAUACCUCAUCAAGGAAGAUUUAGGCAACGGAGCCUUCAAGUUGAUGCGCCCCAAUGGAGCAAUAAUCCCACGGACCUGGAAUGCUGCGCACCUUAAGAAAUACUACCAGUAAGCAAAGGAAAGUAACCUUGUAAAGUACUCCCCAUCAAUAUUGCGACUUUUAUCUAAAUAAAAUGAGAAAUUUAGC
Molecule: messenger RNA, 5045 nt
Organism: Rubroshorea leprosula
Lineage: Eukaryota; Viridiplantae; Streptophyta; Magnoliopsida; Malvales; Dipterocarpaceae
Source: the annotation of a GenBank genome assembly